AUGUCGUCAACACCCGCUUCUUCAUCAGCAAUACCCUCAUCAGUAUCACGCGUUCAAUCAGCAAAUAAUAAUAAAUCUAAUGAAGAAUCAUCGAAAGAUCUCAACAAUGCAACAUCAAUUAUUGAAAAAUCAUCUCGUCCAUCAUCAGCACAAAAUAUUUUGUCAACGGUUGCUGCAAAUGAACGUCCGCCAUCAGCGAGUAAACAAUCAGUUGAAUCUACUACUAUCGGUAGUCGACCUGGAUCAGCAGCAAAAAUUUCUUCCCAGGAUACUAUUAAUCGACCAUCAUCAGCCGUAAAAAGUGAUCCUACUCUUACGUCAAAUUCUGACACCCCACUCACGGUUCAAACAACUUCAAGACCAACAUCUGCUAAUGUAAAACAGGUUGAAACAAUGUCAAACCCUAUUAAUAUUAUUCCAACAAAUUCACGGCCAUCAUCAGCUAAUAAAAAAUCUGAUGAUGCAACUAUUACCAAUGUCACUACUGGAAUAACAGGUUCAAGACCACCAUCAGCUAGUAAUAAAUCAGAUGAUACAAUUACUAUCGAUAAUAUCACAACUACAACAACAGGUUCAAGACCAUCAUCAGCGAAUAGAAAACAAGAUGACACAACUACAAAUAACUGUUUCAUUACGUUAUCAAGUUCACGACCAUCAUCAUCAUCGAAUCGGAAACAAGAAGAAACAACUAUAAAUCAUACUGAUACUAUUAAACAACACGAUACAUCAACUACAAUUGAUCUAAAUGAUCCGAACAUAACACAACCAAUUAUAGGACGACCAUCAUCAUCAGCAACAGCUAAAAAAGUAUCUAACGAAGGACCCACUACGAUUGCUAAUCUUAUUAGUGCAGUUCCGCUUAAUCCUUCCUCAAUCAAUACAUCAUCAUCAUCGGACAAUAACAAAUCCAACUGA
Molecule: messenger RNA, 915 nt
Organism: Adineta steineri
Lineage: Eukaryota; Metazoa; Rotifera; Eurotatoria; Adinetida; Adinetidae
Source: the annotation of a GenBank genome assembly